UGGAUUUACCCUUAGAUCUAAUGAAUUAAAAUGUAAUUCGUUUUUAUAUGUUUUCAAUGUUUAUAUAACCACUACAGUAUGACAUUUCCAUUCAGCCUGGUCCUAAAAUCGAUCAUUUCAUUUAUCUUAAUUUAUUUGGCUAUUCUUGUGUGGUUGGAUCAUUUUCAUUAUCAGUUAUAAAUAGUCUGAUUGCAAAGCUGACUUAAAUUGUGCUAUUUAACUGGCAAGGCAGGAUGUAUACAAAUUUGUGGAAUAUCUAAAUAUAUUUUUAGAUAUUUAACUAUUAAACUGUCUAAAAGGGAAGUUAGAUACUACAUAUGGAAAUAAAUUCAAGACUGAAAAAAUGAAGAAAAAGAAAGUUACGAGGGGAAGUGGAGUUAAGUCACCAAUUGAAAGUGUGGCUGCUGUUCAGAGGCUUCCUAUUGAUAAGCAAGCCUUAGAAGCCAACAACAAACCAAAUGAUGCUGGAGCCAUGGUUAUACGGAAUAGCAAAUCUAAAUAUACACGUGGAGCCAAAAGUGCACAAAGUGAAACCAAAGCUGUAAUAAUGAACCCAAUUGAUCCAAAAACUGUCCUCUUCUUUGAGGCAAUCAGAGAAGGGUCAGUUCAAAAAGUGAAAGCUAUUCUACGUGGAAAGAAUAUGAAUUUAAAUACAAGAGAUCUAAAUGAUAAAAAUGCACCUACUGCGCUCAUUACAGCAUGUGAGGUGAAUAACACUGAAAUUGUAAAGCUGAUGCUGACGAUGAAGAAAGCAAGGUUCCUUGAUGUGAAUCAAGAAGACAAAGUGGGUCGAAGACCUAUCUGGAUAGCUGCUUGGAAAGGAAACCCAGAAAUAGCAGAUUUAUUACUGAACACAAGAGGCACCGAGUGUGAUGUCAACUUUAUUGACAAAGAAUCUGGUACUAGUCCACUAUACAGAGCUAUUCUGAGCAACUCAGAAGAAACGGCACACCUGCUGAUACAGGCUAAAGCUGAUGUUAACAUGAGAAGAAUGGGUUUUGACUUAAAGGCAGAAACUCCACUGAUCAAAGCAGUACAAAUGGACAACAAACAGAUAGUAGAACAUCUAGUAAAUGCGUUGUGUAAAAUUCAAGCAAGAACAGAUGAUGGAUUUAAUGCGUUGCAUUACUGCGUUGCUUAUAAGAGAUAUGACAUUGCCGAGUACCUCCUACAAAAUGAGAUAAGAAUUCAUGCAAAGAGCAAUAACGGUAUAACGGCAAUGACUGUUGCAAUUGAGCACCACAAUCCUGCAAUGGUGAGAUUACUUAUCCAGUAUGGAUACAAAAUGGACAAAAGGUACGCAUGGAAAGAGACCCCGUUAUCUCAGGCUAUUAACAUACAUAGUGAAGAGUGUGCAAUGACAUUGGUUCACCAGGGCUGUGAACUGAAGAAAAAACGUGGACAUUCAUACUUUAUGAUGGCAGUGGAUGAGAAGUUGAUGAAAUUUGCAAAAUUCAUGGCUGCUGUGCAGCCACAAGUUCUGCAAGAAGACUGGGUGAAAACCAGGAAGUGGCCUGUGUCCAUUUACCAUCGACCUGAUAUAAUCCGAUGGCUCGAACAAGAGUCCGACAAAGUACGAUCUCUACGCCAGCUAUGCCGUGGACGGAUAUUCCGCUUGCUUGGAAAGUAUCCAAGCAAUAAACUCAAGAAACUGAAUCUCACUGAAGCACUUAGCGAGUAUGUUUCUUAUACAUCUCAUGUCAAAGAAGAGUUCUACAACCAAAAAUUGCUUGAUCUUACAGGAGAAUGCCCCAUAGAAUGCCCUGCCAUAUGCACCAGAAAAUACUGUCCUCCAAUAGAAUUCUCAAGUUCUUCAGAGUCAGAUUCCAGCAUUGACGAUGAUGAAAUAGAAUCUAAUGGUGCUGAUACAAAACACAAUCAUAAUCAUAAUCAUAACCAUGACCACGAUCCCAACGAUGAGGAAGGUAAAUGCUGCGACUAUUGUAAAUAGUCUGGUGCACUAGCUGGACAAGUCAAUACUCUUAAUAUAAAUAUGGCUUAAGGCUAGACAGGCAGUACUUUUGCAUAGUUGAACAGUGCUACAGACAGCCAAAUCUGUCUUUUCAGGAGUUUUUUCUGGUGCAAGUAAAGGUUCAGUGACAAGUAAACAAAAAUUCCAUCUUUGUUAAACUUUUUUUUAUUGGAGGGGGGGGGGGGGCAGGGAGCAAAACUAUUACAAUACUGUAUGCUACAGUUCUUGUGCCACUAUUUUAAGACAUCUUUGGAUCAUAUUGGUCUCUAAAGCUAUUCCUGAACAGAUAAAAUACUUUAAGUUUCUUCAGUGGUAUAUGCUAUGUUUUGAACUGUUCUAGUUGCAAUCUCUUAGAGCUGAGUGACAUAUUUUCAUGUGCUACUGUUCUGUACUUUAUGAAUGUUGAUAUGUGACCUGUACAUAGUGACUAUUUAUUUAAAAUAUGUAGGAAAAAUGCAUCAGAAAAGUGAAAUAUUGGUGAUUUUAUAGAUGUAGAUUAUUUUGUCAUUACGAAAUGUUCUAUGCAAUAAAAGAAACUUUCUACACAAUU
Molecule: messenger RNA, 2522 nt
Organism: Mercenaria mercenaria
Lineage: Eukaryota; Metazoa; Mollusca; Bivalvia; Venerida; Veneridae
Product: putative ankyrin repeat protein RF_0381
Exons: 4
Coding region: 344-1951 (535 amino acids)
Biological process (GO): positive regulation of transcription by RNA polymerase II; RNA processing
Cellular component (GO): nucleus
Molecular function (GO): RNA nuclease activity; RNA binding; protein binding
Source: RefSeq, a predicted model, not a curated record